Messenger RNA from Musa acuminata AAA Group (dessert banana), 429 nucleotides. RefSeq lists its product as uncharacterized. The record is from RefSeq and is a predicted model, not a curated record. Lineage: Eukaryota; Viridiplantae; Streptophyta; Magnoliopsida; Zingiberales; Musaceae. The transcript has a single exon. The coding region runs from base 1 to 429 and encodes 142 amino acids.
AUGGGUACGGAUAGAAGCCUCGCAUGGGACUGCAGCAGCUCCCUUUACGACUCCUUCGAGCUCAAGUCCUUCAUACGGCAACUCGACUCGGCCAUCGCCGCCCGUUGCAUGUCCAUGCCGCACCUCUCCGAGACGCCUCCACCGGCACUGGCGCCCCCCAGAAAGAAGCGAUCCAGGUUCUCCAGAUCGGUGCAGAAGCUCCUCCGCUCCGUGCUCCGCAUGAAGUCCAUGUUCGGGGUGCAACUGCAGUCGCACGGGCACCAGGAGCAGGCGCUGCACGCCGCAUACUUGCGGUCUGGCCCACUCGAGUCCAUCCCGGAGGUCUGUGAGAAGGAGACGGCCUCGCCGGAGACCGAUAGAGCGGUGAGGAAGACCGUGUCGGAGCGGUUCACUGCCUCGACUGUGAAGCCACUGGCACCCAUCUCAUGA